AUGGCGACUGGCUCGGGAGGAUAUGGUGGCUUAAGGGGAGGAUAUGGUGGCUUAAGGGGAGGAUAUGGUGGCUUAAGGGGAGGAUAUGGUGGCUUAAGGGGAGGAUAUGGUGGCUUAAGGGGAGGAUAUGGUGGCUUAAGGGGAGGCUAUGGUGGCUUAAGGGGAGGAUAUGGUGGCUUAAGGGGAGGAUAUGGUGGCUUAAGGGGAGGAUAUGGUGGCUUAAGGGGAGGAUAUGGUGGCUUAAGGGGAGGAUAUGGUGGCUUAAGGGGAGGAUAUGGUGGCUUAAGGGGAGGAUAUGGUGGCUUAAGGGGAGGAUAUGGUGGCUUAAGGGGAGGCUAUGGUGGCUUAAGGGGAGGAUAUGGUGGCUUAAGGUGAGGAUAUGGUGGCUUAAGGGGAGGAUAUGGUGGCUUAAGGGGAGGAUAUGGUGGCUUAAGGGGAGGAUAUGGUGGCUUAAGGGGAGGAUAUGGUGGCUUAAGGGGAGGAUAUGGUGGCUAUGGACGCUUCGGAUACUAUGUCUGA
Molecule: messenger RNA, 519 nt
Organism: Procambarus clarkii (red swamp crayfish)
Lineage: Eukaryota; Metazoa; Arthropoda; Malacostraca; Decapoda; Cambaridae
Source: RefSeq, a predicted model, not a curated record